UAAUCCAAAGCACUUCUAUAUCAAAGUGAAUUUCAAGAACCAUUGGAUCAGUUAUGAUCAUGUGACAUUCAGCGUCACAUAGUUAUCAUUUCAAGAUAUCACUCUUUUAUCAAGUAAAAAUGUAUUAGAGAUAUUUAUUCGUCUUCUGGAACACUUGCAGAACAAGUUGCUUGUAAUCCAAGGUUUAACUGUAUUAGAAUACCGAUUGUACUGCACUGCCCUGUACCAGGUUUAUAUAAACAGGUUAAUUCAAAACAAAUGCCUAUUUGUUGCUCUGAAUAUGACAUUCUAAAGUGGACAUAGUUUGGUAAUACACAUAGUAGAAAUGCAGGAAGAGAUUGAGGAACAAAAUUAUAGAGAGGGUAGACUCAUGAUUUUUUUAUGUCAACACAAAUAUGAAAAUAAUAUUUAUCAUUAAAAGCUGGCAGAGUUGGAUAUUAUCCAUAGUCUAAAGCCAGCUCAUGAGAGUAAGUAAACUGCAAAUACUGUUUUGUUAAUUACCUUUCUAAUGGACAUCAUAGAAAGCCUAGUAUGUAUACAUGUAUCUUUGUAGACUUGAAUAUAUUGUUUCUUAGAAAUUUGUUAUUAAAUUUAGGGGGGAAAUGUAGGGGAAGAAUCCUCCAUGUUCCAUUCCAAGCCACAGCAUUUUUUUCUUGGGAUGGGAAAAUCAGGACAGGGGUCCAGGAUGGGAACACAAAAUACUUCAGGAAUAAUCAUAAUAUCAUUCAGCUGGUAUUUGUGGAGCAUGGACCAUACGCCAGCCCUCUGUAGGUGCCUUACAUACAUUAUGUAUAAUCAUCACAAAAACACUCAAAGUAGGCAGAGAUGAGAACACUGGGGCUCAGAAAAAGGAAUAAUUUGCCCAAGUUCACACAGCUAUUAAGUAGUGCGGCAGGAUGCGAACCCCCAUAUAUAUUUUUUACUUCCAGUUCCAUGCUGUUUUGGGAAGAGGACCUGGAAAAGACUAUUCAAGGUGGAGGGGAAGGCUCAAGGCAGACACAACAGGUCAGGGUUAAAGACCACUUGCAAGAAAGAGUAAGUGUUCUGGGUAAGAACGUAUUCAUUGUCAGUUUGGUACCAGAAGGCGUACCUACCCAGUAUCCCAACCUGAUGCAGCUUAGUUUCUGAUUUCACAAAUACUGAACCCAGCUGGCAACUAUCUGUAUAUUAUCUUCUACAUAACUGUCUUUCUCAUGACGGCCAUGUUUCUGGUUAAACUCCUUGCAUGGUGUUGGUUAAAGACCCUGCAAGAACAGUGAAGGCCCUUAUUUAGGAAGAGAAAGAAUAUGUAAAUGACACAUCCAUAAGUUGACAUAGGAAUUGCUUAGUGCUUUCCUCUAACCUUUACUUUUAGAUUUAACUGUGCCUUCCGGUGACUCUAAUGACAGAGAAGCUGCAAAUGGAUUUGAGUUCAGUUCUUACAAGAAGUUAAUACAUGGCACGGAAAACGUUUUUUCAAUAUAAAAGGUGGAAAGAGCAAAUUAAAGACUAUUCUUUAAUAACCAAAUGUAAUUAAAAUGCAUUGUCAGAUUUACAUUUUAGUACCCCAGAGGCAUUGAUAUUACCUGUUUCUGAAAUGAGAUUGCUGAUGCAGAAAAAAGCCCCAAAAUCUCAAUAUAUAGAAAAUUUUCUUAACCGCCUCUUUUUUUAAUUGUGAUGUUAUGAUAUAAUUUAAAGGGUAAGAUGGAAAUGUAUCUCUUGUGGAACUUAUAAACAUACUUAUGAUUUUGUCACUUAGGGAGUUCAGGCAGAUGGAUUCUUUUUUCCAUAAUCAAGUAUUUAGAAAAGACAAUUUGAAGUUCCUUGGAGUGUUUUCGAUGAUACAAUCCAAGUCUCCCACACCUUUUCUUCUUUUUCAUGUGGAGUGGUUUAGUUGCUUACCUAGGGUGAUUCAAAAGUAAGGCAGUUUGGUUGAUCAUUGGUAUUCUGGUUUCUUCUUUAACAGGGCUGGUCAUGUGGGCAAAGUGGCAGCACUUAGCUAUGUUGAUGUGCCUGUCGAGCUUUGCUGCCCCCUCAAGGAGCUUGAGAAGUUGAGAUGAGGGGCCCAGGAGGUGAUUUGUCAGGGAUACCAGCUGUAGGAUUCAGAACAGCUGGGUUCCUUUCCAGGGGCUGGAGACCCAGAUGCACAAGUGUGAGAGCAAGGGGGCUGUGCAACCCUGGGACACCACAGCUUGAUUCUCUGAUCCAGCUUUUCCCUUCCUUUCCCUGCCCCAUCCCCAAAGCAUCAGGGAGAUAAUAGUGUGAGGUUGGUGACAUGUUGAGGGCUGCAGUGAUCAGCAUAUUCCUUAUUGAGAGGUCUUAACUCUGAAUGCGUCUGUAAGAAAAUUAUAGUGAGGGGAGAAUCAUGAUUCUUUAUGUCAACGAAAAGUGGUCUCAGUCGAAAAAAAGGAAAUGCUAGAGUGAAAGUAGCAAUAACUGGAUUCUGCUGUCUCCCUGUGACCUUGAAAAAGAUAUAUAACCUCACUGCAUGUCUCCUCUGUGGACCUGGGGUAAUACGUGUUUCCAGAAGCUGCAGUGUGGAUGAGAUAACCUACAAGGAGUGUUCUGAACUCCUUAAGGAAUGGUGUCAAGGAGACAAAAUUCAAUGACUAUUACCAGGGCAAAGAUAGUGACGAGAAGACAGAUCUGCAUUUUCUUCCUUAAUAUUCUAAUCUUUCCAGAUGCUUGUGGGUCCUUUUGAGUCCCCGCUCUGUUCCUUAGGUUGGAGUGGUGGCGUGCUCCAUACUUGGUGCAGGAAGAAUGCCUUCUACCCCAUGAGACUGUGUUCAUCAGGAAGGCCUGUGUAGGCACCACACUUUCGGUCACGGGUGAGUGGGACACCCAGAGAGUUGUGCUAGGAGAGCACGGGAUCUACAGGUAGAAGAAGGCAUCUCUCCUCUGCAGGCCAAGGACAGGUAGCCAUGGACUGUGUGCUCCCUCACGGCUUGCCUACUCCCCCUCCACAGAACCCACCGCCUGGGGCCCAGGCUCCUCUGGUCACCCUCCAUGACAAAGGAAAGUGAAUACAAAGAGGCCAGAGUGUACUACCAACUGGAGGCCAGUGACUGGGGACGCCUUUUGGAGCCGUCCGUCCGGCAGUGUGAGCGAAGUUGUUCCUGCUGCAGUCAGCCAUGUCCUUCAGUGCCACCAUUCUCUUCUCCCCUCCUGGUGGCAGCGAGGCCAGAUGCUGCUGCUGCGCCUGUAAGAGCGAGACAAGUGGGGGCAGCACAGGCUCUCAGGGCGGGAACCCUCCUCCCACUACCCCCAUCACAGUGACUGGACAUGGCCUGGCGGUUCAGAGUUCAGAGCAGCUCCUGCACGUUAUCUACCAGCGCGUGGAGAAGGCAGUGGGCCUGGCUGAGGCUGCUUUGGGGCUCGCCAGGGCCAACAACGAAUUGCUAAAGUGUCUCCAGGAGGAGGUGGGUGAGUUGAGGCAGGGGAAAGCCUCCGCCCGUGAGGAAGCUGGGGAUGGCCAGGCCCAGGGGUCCCCACCCGAGGAGCCUGGGCCUCUCAAAGAGAGCCCCGGAGAAGCCUGCAAGGCUGCAUCUGCCGCCGAGGAGGAGUGUGACAGCGUGGGCAGCGGCAUGCAGGUGGUGAUUGAGGAGCUGUGGCAGGUGGGAGCCUCGUCAGCCAUGGGUCCCGGGCCUUUGGGCUUCCCGGCCGCCCAGAGAGACGCUCGGCUUCCCGGAUGCACCCUGUCUGCCAGCGAGGCGGCCCCGAUGCUCAAUCCCCUGGUGGAUGAUUAUGUGGCCUCUGAGGGUGCAGUACAGCGGGUGCUGGUCCCUGCUUAUGCCAAGCAGCUUUCACCAGCCACACAACUGGCUAUCCAGCGGGCAACCUCAGAGACAGGGCCAGAAAAUGGAACCAAGCUGCCACCGCCCCGCCCCGAGGACAUGCUCAGUGCUGCAGCUGUGCUGGACGGUGCCUUGGAAGAGUCAGGCCCUGGGGGAACAGGGGAGCUGAGACACUCUCUAGGGUUUACUGCUUCCCCGUGCAGGACCAGAGGGAGUGGGCAGAAGAACUCCAGGCGCAAGCGGGAUCUGGUACUCUCCAAAUUGGUCCACAAUGUGCAUAACCACAUCACCAACGACAAGAGAUUCAAUGGGUCUGAAAGCAUCAAGUCCUCCUGGAAUAUUUCAGUAGUGAAGUUCCUUCUGGAAAAGCUCAAGCAGGAGCUGGUGACCAGUCCCCACAAUUACACUGAUAAGGAGCUGAAAGGAGCCUGUGUAGCCUACUUCCUUACUAAGAGGCGUGAGUACCGCAACUCCCUGAACCCCUUUAAAGGCCUGAAGGAAAAAGAGGAGAAGAAGCUUCGAAGUCGCAGAUACCGGCUUUUUGCCAACCGAUCAAGCAUUAUGAGGCAUUUUGGACCUGAGGACCAACGUCUGUGGAAGGAUGUGACAGAAGAGCUGAUGUCAGAUGAAGAGGACAGUCUUAAUGAGCCAGGUGUCUGGGUGGCCCGGCCUCCCCGUUUCCGGGCCCAGCGCCUCACAGAGCUCUGCUACCACCUGGAUGCCAACUCUAAGCAUGGCACGAAAGCCAACCGUGUGUAUGGACCUCCCUCAGACCGAUUGCCUUCUGCUGAGGCCCAGCUCCUUCCACCAGAACUUUAUAAUCCUAAUUUCCAAGAAGAGGAUGAAGGAGGUGAUGAGAAUGGACCUGGCUCCCCAUCUUUUGACCAACCCCACAAAACCUGUUGUCCCGACUUGAACUCCUUCAUUGAAAUCAAAGUGGAAAAGGAUGAAUGAAAUCUAUAACUCGGAAUAACUCUGGCUUCUGCCACUCCCCAUGUCCCAGAAAUGGAUGGCCAUGGGGCUUCCCAGAAUAACAAGAUGUCCUCUGCAGUCUGAGAAAGCAAAUCUGUCUCUCUUCUUAACACAGUCCCCAAUGGAAGUGGAAGCUGGCAGCUGUGCUGGGAUAAAAAGACUUAUCUAGAAGGGGGAAAACCACCCCCCACUGUGAAUGGCAAGCCAGAAAAUGCUUAUUUCUAAGCAUAAAUAGUGCCUCUGGGAACCUGAGCUGAAAAAAGGAGGAGGAUGGGUCUAAGAAACAGGAGGCCUUCUUGACAUAUGCCCCAGUCUCUAAGUUGUUGGGUUUUUUUGUUCUUUUUUUUUCCCCCCCUGGUUUCACUCAAAGCUCUGGGGAAGCAGCCCUGGUCGUACCUUCUGCUUCCCCAUGACUUGCUGGUCUGGCUCUGCAGUGGAAGUCUCACAGAAGCAGUCCAGGAUAAUACUGCCACCUGGUGGGCAGUCUCAGCCAUGGGCCUGAGUCUUCUGAGCAGAACGCGGCUCUAUCUCUGGGAAUUGGGAUACAGAUAUAAUAGCUAUUGUUUAUUGAAUUAUGUAAGGCAGAUUUUAUUAUUCCCAUCUUACACAUGAAGAAAUUAAAGCUUAAAGAGUUC
Messenger RNA from Suricata suricatta (meerkat), 5380 nucleotides. It is a transcript of the gene C9H14orf93, whose product is annotated as chromosome 9 C14orf93 homolog. Lineage: Eukaryota; Metazoa; Chordata; Mammalia; Carnivora; Herpestidae. The coding region runs from base 3111 to 4727 and encodes 538 amino acids. The record is from RefSeq and is a predicted model, not a curated record. The transcript has 6 exons.